Messenger RNA from Panonychus citri (citrus red mite), 5022 nucleotides. Its product is annotated as puromycin-sensitive aminopeptidase-like. Gene Ontology annotation, cellular component: cytoplasm. Gene Ontology annotation, molecular function: peptide binding; zinc ion binding; metalloaminopeptidase activity. NCBI's taxonomy places the organism in Eukaryota, Metazoa, Arthropoda, Arachnida, Trombidiformes, Tetranychidae. The record is from RefSeq and is a predicted model, not a curated record. Gene Ontology annotation, biological process: peptide catabolic process; proteolysis.
AUGAACGAAUAGAUUAUUCAUUGUUUUACUUUUUUUAAGUUGAAAAUUUUAACUUUCACCUUUUAAAUUGAUUGUUGAUUUCUUUAAUUGAUUGAAAACUUUAAUUACAAUCAAUAUUUUCGGAUUGAUUUACAUGAUUAACGGUUUAUUAACUCGUUCAUUAGCUGUAGUUGUUACUGGUCGCUCAAUUACCCAAGUUUACUCAUCAUUUAGACUAAUCACCACAUCUUCUCUUGGAAAAAAGUGUUUGUUGGAAAAGCUAAAACCUUCAGUGUCACUCUGUUUUGAUCGCCAAAUCACCAUGUCAACUUUUCUCAAAGCCAAAAAACAUUAUGAACGAUUACCCAGAACUGUAAUUCCAACUCUUUACAAACUGGAACUACAACCAGAUCUGGAGAAAUUCGUCUUUUCCGGUAAAGUGGACAUCGAUGUAUCUGUUAAGGAAAGUACUAAUUCGAUUACCCUUAAUGUUUCUGAAAUUGAGAUUCAAAAGGCGACCUUUAAAUCUGGAUCACAAGAUUCAUCAAUGGGCCAGGUAACUCUCGAUCCGGUGAACGAAAAAGCCUUGAUUAAGUUUGGUGACAACCUUAAGACUGGAGAUGGUGUUUUAUCACUUUUAUUUACUGGUAUUUUGAACGAUAAAAUGAAAGGUUUUUACCGAACCAAAUACACGGCUCCUAAUGGCGAAGAAAGAUAUGCAGCAACUACUCAAUUUGAGGCUCCUGAUGCCCGACGUGCCUUCCCUUGUUGGGAUGAGCCUUCAUUUAAGGCGAAAUUUGAAGUUACCAUUAUUGCUCCGAAAGACCGAACAGUUUUAUCCAAUACUGAUCCAGUUAGUGAUAUUCCACACCCAGAGAAUCCAAAUCUACGAAUUGUUAAAUUCUCUCCAUCACCAAUUAUGUCAACUUAUCUUCUUGCUUUUAUUGUGGGUGAAUAUGAUUACUUGGAGACAAUAACCAAGCGUAAUACAAGAAUCCGAGUUUACACCCAGUUGGGUAAAAAGGACCAAGGGACAUUCGCACUCGAAGUAGCUUCAAAGUCAUUGACUCUAUUUGAAGAUUAUUUUGAUAUUCCUUUCCCGUUGAACAAGCUAGACCAUAUAGCUAUACCUGAUUUCGCAUCCGGUGCAAUGGAAAAUUGGGGAUUAAUAACAUAUAGAGAAGUAGCCGUUUUAACAGAUCCAUUGAACUCAUCAUCUGCUACCAGAGAAAGAAUUGCUAUAACAGUUGCUCAUGAAACUGCUCACCAAUGGUUCGGUAAUUUAGUGACAAUGGAAUGGUGGACUGACCUUUGGCUUAACGAGGGUUUUGCAAGUUUUACUGAAUAUCUUGCAGUUGAUAAAAUUUUCCCUCAUUUUGACAUUUGGUCUCAAUUUGUUGCCUUUGCAUCACUUCCCGCACUUGAUUUGGACUCACUCCGAAGUAGUCACCCUAUCGAAGUACCAGUUGACCAUCCGGAUGAUAUUGACUCAAUUUUCGACUUAAUUUCAUACGAAAAGGGUGCAUCAAUCAUUCGAAUGUGUCAUGAUUGGAUUGGAGAUGAUGCUUUUCGUAAAGGAUUACAUGAGUAUCUUAGUAAACAUGCUUAUGGAAAUGCUGUUACUCAAGAUUUAUGGGACUCAUUGGAAGCUGCAAGUAAUCAACCUGUUGGAAAGACGAUGCCCACAUGGACUAAACAACUCGGUUAUCCGGUGAUUAAAGUAGAAUCAAGACAAGAUGGAAACAAUCGUGUUCUUAAAUUAGAACAACAAAAAUUCUCUAUUGAUGGAGUAUUAACUGACGAAGAGAAACAAAUGAUGUGGAUGAUUCCAAUCUCCAUAAUCACUUCUAAAGAUCCAAACAAAGUCGCCUUAUCAACUCUUAUGACUGAAAGAACAACCGAAUUGAUUAUACCAAAUGUGUCUCCGAAUGAUUGGAUUAAACUCAAUCCAAAAGUUAUUGGCUUUUAUAGAGUAAAUUAUUCGACUGAAAUGUUGAACCAAUUUAAAUCAGCAAUUUCAUCGAAACAAUUAGUAGCUGUUGAUCGAUUACAGAUACUUAAUGAUUCAUGGGCUCUUGCUCUUUCCGGUAACAUCUCUACUCGAGUUGUCCUUUCGCUCCUUGAGUCUUAUUCUGAUGAAGACAAUUAUUCAACUUGGGUCGCUAUCGAUAAUUGUUUCGGUAAACUGGGCUCGCUCCUUUCUUAUACUGAUUUAACUGAUAAAUUCAACGCACUAGGAGUAAAACUUUAUUCAAAAAUAUUCGAUAAACUUGGAUUCGAAUCGAAAGACCCUAACGCUCAUACAGAGAAUCUCCUAAGAGCUUUGGUUCUUAAUCGAUUGGCCAAAUUUAAAUAUGAUCCAGUAAUCAAACAAUCACAUGUUCUAUUUAAAAGUCAUUUGGAAAGCAAACCAAUCAAUCCGGACUUGAGAAAUUGUGUGUAUCGAUCAGUGGCUUCGUCUUGUGAUGAUCAAACUUUCGACUCUUUCUUUAAGUUGUACCGACAAGCAGAACUCAACGAGGAAAAAGUCAGGCUAUUACAAGCGACCGGUGCCACUUCCGAUGUUGAAAGACUUCGAAAGGUCCUCCAAUUCUCCCUUUCGAGUGAAGUUAAAUACCAAGAUGGAUGGAUCGGUGUUAUAUCGACCGUGGGCUCAAAAAAUGGUCGUGAAGAAGCUUGGAAAUUUUUCAAAGAAAAUGCUGCUGAAUUCAAAGAACGUUAUGGAUCUCACCAUUCGAAUGCCCGUUUAAUUGCGUGCAUCAUUUCCGAUUUCGCCUCCGAUGAAAAAGCCAAAGAAGUGGAAGAAUUUUUCUCGCAAAACUCAUUCUCUGGCCACGAACAAGUUAUUCUUCGAGGUUUGGAAAAGAUCAAAUCAAACUCCGAAUGGUUGAAACGAGAACUCAAUGAUAUUAAAGAUUAUCUUGAUUCUAAAUCAAAUAUUUUGUUUCAAAGUGAAAGUGUCUCCGAUCUGAAGGAAAUGUCACCGCCGAUUUCAUCAGUUAAACCCAAACAUUACAAGAGGUUACCAAAAAAUGUGAUUCCCUCAUUGUACAAAUUGGAGGUGACACCGGAUUUAGAGAAAUUUGUCUUUUCCGGUAAAGUGGACAUCGAGGUAUUUGUACACGAAAGCACUGAUUUGAUUGUCGUCAAUGUCGCUGAAAUUGAGAUUCAAAGGGCAACCUUUAAAUCUGAAUCAGGGGUGACUCAUCAAGGACAAGUGACCAUUGACACGGUUGAGAAAAAGGCCAAUAUCAAAUUUGCCCAGAAACUUAAAACUGGAAAUGGUGUCUUAUCGUUUAUAUAUUCUGGGAUUCUCAAUGAUCAAAUGGUUGGUUUCUAUCGUAGCAAAUACAAGGGACCAAAUGGAGAGGAUCGAUAUGGUGCUCUUACCCAAUUUGCGGCCACUGAGACUCGUCGGGCUUUUCCAUGUUGGGAUGAGCCUUCAUUCAAGGCGAGAUUCGAGGUGACCAUUAUUGCUCCGAAAGACCGAACAGUUUUAUCCAACACUGAUCCAGUUAAUGAUAUUCCACACCCAGAGAAUCCAAAUCUUAAGAUUGUUAAAUUCGCUCCAUCACCAGUUAUGUCAUCUUAUCUCGUUGCUUUCGUAAUUGGUGACUAUGAGUAUGUGGAAACGACUACUAAACGUAACACACGAAUACGAGUAUACACACUGGGGAAAAAAGAUCAAGGGACAUUCGCACUGAAAGUGGCCUCUGAAUCUCUCACUCUUUAUGAAGAUUUUUUCGAUAUCCCGUUUCCCUUGGGUAAAUUGGAUCAUAUCGGAGUUGCUGAUUUCGCUUAUCAGGCCAUGGAAAAUUGGGGUGCGAUUAUGUAUCGAGAGAUGAGAAUCAUUACUGAUCCUUUAAAUACUUCAUCUUCUACCAAAGAAGGUAUCGCAUUAACAGUUUCUCAUGAAACUGCUCACCAAUGGUUCGGUAAUUUAGUAACAAUGGAAUGGUGGACUGACCUUUGGCUCAAUGAAGGAUUCGCCCGUUUCACUGAAUAUCUUGCAGUGGAUAAAAUUUUCCCUCAUUUUGACAUUUGGUCUCAAUUUGUUGCUUGCGUAUCACUUCCUACUCUUGAGACCGAUUCUCUUCGUAACAGUCAUCCCAUCGAGGUACCAGUUUAUCAUCCAGAUGAUAUUGACUCGAUUUUCGAUCAAAUUUCCUAUGGAAAGGGAGCAUCAGUAAUUCGCAUGUGUUACAAUUGGAUUGGAGAUAAGGCUUUUCGUAAAGGAUUACAUGAGUAUCUUGAUAAACAUGCUUAUGGAAAUGCUGUUACUCAAGAUCUAUGGGACUCAUUGGAAGCUGCAAGUAAUCAACCUGUUGGAAAGACGAUGCCCACAUGGACUAAACAACUCGGUUAUCCGGUGAUUAAAGUAGAAUCAAGACAAGAUGGAAACAAUCGUGUUCUUAAAUUAGAACAACAAAAAUUCUCUAUUGAUGGAGUAUUAACUGACGAAGAGAAACAAAUGAUGUGGAUGAUUCCAAUCUCCAUAAUCACUUCUAAAGAUCCAAACAAAGUCGCCUUAUCAACUCUUAUGACUGAAAGAACAACCGAAUUGAUUAUACCAAAUGUGUCUCCAAAUGAUUGGAUUAAACUCAAUCCAAAAGUGAUGGAUUUCUAUCGAGUAAAUUAUUCAACUGAAAUGUUGAACCAAUUUAAAUCAGCAAUUUCAGCGAAACAAUUAGUAGCUGUUGAUCGAUUACAGAUACUUAAUGAUUCAUUGGCUCUUGCACUUUCCGGUAAUAUCUCUACUCGAGUUGUCCUUUCACUCCUUGAGUCUUAUUCUGAUGAAGACAAUUAUUCAACUUGGGUCGCUAUCGAUAAUUGUUUCGGUAAACUGGGCUCGCUCCUUUCUUAUACUGAUUUAACUGAUAAAUUCAACGCACUAGGAGUAAAACUUUAUUCAAAAAUAUUCGAUAAACUUGGAUUCGAAUCGAAAGACCCUAACGCUCAUACAGAGAAUCUCCUAAGAGCUUUGGUUUUAAUCGUUUGGUCUCUUUCAGAUACGAACCAGUAAUUAAAGAAUCUUGGUCACGA